AGGCAGAGAGACGGUGGCGGAGCAGCAGGGAGGCUUGGCCGGGGAACAAUAGAGAGGAACACCGCCAGCCUUCAGGCUCCAAACACGGACGAGGCGACCGAAAGCGAAGCCGGGAGCGGGAUGGGGGCCACCUAACGCCGGGACCGGGACAUGCGUGGAUCUUUACCUUCCUGUCUCUCUUUGUCUUUCCGAUCCGGGAUUGUGUGGAACCGGAAUCCGGCAUGAACCCCGCAGAAGCGGCCGAGGAGGCGCCCAGCGACCCCGACACGGAUGUCUUCUACAAAGCAGGCUGCAUGAGGACUGAAGGCAUCAAGGCGUCGGAUGUUCUCCCCGUCUUGAAGGACAAAGUGGCGUUUGUGUCGGGUGGGCGGGACAAACGAGGCGGCCCCAUCCUGACCUUCCCCGCAAGAAGCAACCACGACCGAAUAAAGCAGGAGGACCUGAGGAGGCUGGUCACCUACCUGUCUACCGUUCCCAGCGAGGACGUCUGCAAGAGAGGCUUCACCGUCAUCAUCGACAUGCGGGGCUCCAAGUGGGAGUUAAUCAAGCCUCUCCUCAAGACCCUCCAGGAGUUCUUCCCGGCGGAGAUCUGUGUGGCGCUCAUCAUCAAACCCGACAACUUCUGGCAGAAGCAGAAGACCAACUUUGGCAGCGCCAAGUUCUCCUUCGAGACCAGCAUGGUGUCCGUGGAAGGUCUGGCCAAGCUGGUGGACCCGUCCCAGCUGACAGACGACUUUGAAGGCUCCCUGGACUACAACCACGAGGAGUGGAUGGACCUGAGAGUCUCCCUGGAGGAGUUCAUGUCCAACGCCGUCCACCUGCUGUCCAGACUGGAGGACCUGCAGGAGCUGUUAUCCAAGAAAGAUUUUCCCUCUGAUGUUGAAGGAUCUCGUCGGCUGAUAGAAGAACACACGCAGCUGAAGAAGAAGGUGCUGAAGGCUCCAGUGGAAGAGCUGGAUCGGGAAGGCCAGCGCUUGUUGCAGUGCAUCCGAUGCAGCGACGGUUACUCGGGGAGGAGCUCCAUCUCCGGAUCUGCUGACUUCCAGAGCCUGGUCCCCAAGGUGGCCAGUCUGCUGGACAAGCUCCACUCCACCAGGCAACAUCUCCACCAGGUGUGGCACGUCAGGAAGCUGAAGCUGGACCAGUGCUUCCAGCUGCGCCUCUUUGAGCAGGACGCAGAGAAGAUGUUCGACUGGAUCAACCACAACAAGGAGCUGUUCCUGCAGAGCCACACCGAGAUCGGCCGAGCGUACCAGCACGCCGCCGAGCUGCAGACGCAACACAACCACUUCGCCAUGAACUCCAUGAACGCUUACGUCAACAUCAGCAGGAUCAUGUCGGUGGCCGCCCGCCUGGCCGAGGCGGGCCACUACGCCUCCACGCAGAUCAAACAGAUCUCGGGUCAGCUGGACCAGGACUGGAAGAGCUUUGCCGCCGCUCUGGACGAGCGCUCCACCAUCCUCGCCAUGUCGGCCGUUUUCCAUCAGAAGGCGGAGCAGUUCUUGUCGGAGGUGGAGGCCUGGUGCAAGGUCUGCAGCGAGGGGGGGCUGCCCUCGGAGAUGCAGGAGCUGGAGCUGGCCAUCCACCGCCACCAGAGCCUCUACGAGCAGGUCACCCAGGCCUACACCGAGGUGAGUCAGGAUGGAAAAGCCCUCCUGGACGUCCUCCAAAGACCUCUCAGUCCCGGCAACUCCGAGUCCAUGACGGCCACCGCCAAUUACUCCAAAGCUGUCCACUGUAUCCUGGACGUGGUCCAUGAAGUGCUCCACCACCAGCGUCGUCUGGAGAACAUCUGGCAGCAUCGAAAGGUCCGACUGCACCAGCGGCUGCAGCUGUGCGUCUUCCAGCAGGACGUCCAGCAGGUGAUGGACUGGAUCGAGAACCACGGCGAGGCCUUCCUCAGCAAACACACGGGCGUGGGAAAGUCUCUUCACCGAGCUCGAGCCCUGCAGAAACGACACGACGACUUUGAGGACGUCGCUCAGAACACGUACACCAACGCCGACAAGCUCCUGGAGGCGGCCGAGCAGCUGGCCCAGACGGGCGAGUGCGACCCGGAGGAGAUCUACAAGGCGGCGCGGCACCUGGAGGUCCGGAUUCAGGACUUUGUGCGGCGUGUGGAGCACAGGAAGCUGCUGCUGGACAUGUCGGUGUCCUUCCAUACGCACACCAAAGAGCUGUGGUCGUGGAUGGAGGAGCUCCAGAAGCAGCUGCUGGACGACGUGACCUGCGACUCGGUGGACUCGGUGCAGACGCUGAUCCAGCAGUUCCAGCAGCAGCAGACGGCCACGCUGGAGGCCACGCUCAACGUCAUCAAGGAGGGGGAGGAGCUCAUGCAGCAGCUCAGGGACGCGGCCAUGUCCACAAACAAGACGCCCCACUGCAGUUCCAUCGCUCACAUCCAGGGGGUGCUGCAGCAGCUGGACGAGGCUCAGGGCCAGAUGGAGGAGCUGUUCCACGAGCGCAAGAUCAAACUGGACAUCUUCCUCCAGCUGCGCAUCUUUGAGCAGUACACCAUCGAGGUGACCGCCGAGUUGGACGCCUGGAACGAGGACCUGUCUCGCCAGCAGAGUGACGCGGCACGCUCGAGCAGCAGCGGCGGCGGCGGAGGAAGCGCCGGUGGCGCCCCCUCUGGCGGGGCGGAGGACAUCGCCCUGGCGGAGCAGCGACUGAAGAGGCACGCUGAGAGGAAGGCGGCCAUGAACAACAUGACCUAUGAAGUCAUGCAGCAAGGACAAGACCUGCACCAGUACAUCAUGGAGGUCCAAGCCUCGGGCAUCGAGCUGACGGGGGAGAAGGACAUGGACUUGGCCUCUCAGGUCCAGGAGCUGCUGGAGUUCCUUCACGAGAAGCAGCAGGAAGUGGAGCUGAGCGCUCAGCACACGCACGCUCGACUGGAGCAGAGUCUGCAGCUGCGCCACCUGCAGGCCGAAGUCAAGCAGGUUCUCGGCUGGAUCCGUAACGGCGAGUCCAUGCUGAACGCCAGCAUGGUGAACGCCAGCUCGCUGUCUGAGGCCGAGCAGCUGCAGAGGGAACACGAGCAGUUCCAGAUGGCCAUCGAGUCUCUCUUCCAUGCCAACUCCCUCCAGAAGACCCAUCAGAGUGCUCUUCAGGUCCAGCAGAAAGCUGAGAUGAUGCUUCAGGCCGGCCACUACGACCCGGACGCCAUACGCGGCUGUGCCGAGAAGGUGGCGGUCCACUGGCAGCAGCUGAUGCUGAAGAUGGAGGACCGCCUCAAACUGGUCAACGCCUCGGUGGCCUUCUACAAGACGUCGGAACAGGUGUGCAGCGUCCUGGAGAGCCUGGAGCAGGAGUACCGGCGGGACGAGGACUGGUGCGGCAGUCAGGAGAAAGUGGGAGCGCCGGCCGAGUGCGAGCACCUCCUGCCGCUCAUCAGCAAACACCUGGAGCAGAAAGAAGCCUUCCUCAAGGCGUGCACGCUGGCCCGCAGGAACGCCGAGGUCUUCCUCAAGUACAUCCACAGGAACAACGUGAGCACGCCGGGAGCCGCCAGUCACCCCAGAGGGCCCGAGCAGCAGGUCAAAGCAAUUCUCAAUGAGCUUCUGCAGAGGGAGAACCGAGUCCUCCACUUCUGGACUUUGAAGAAGAGAAGACUUGACCAUUGUCAGCAGUACCUUGUUUUUGAACGCAGCGCCAAGCAGGCGCUGGACUGGAUCCAGGAGACAGGUGAGGUCUACCUGGCCACCCACACCUCACCUGGCGACAGCAGCAAGGAAACGCAGCAGCUGCUUCAUGACCACCGCCACUUCCGACUCACCGCCAAGCAAACCAAGGAGAAGGUGAAGCUCCUCAUCCAGCUGGCCGACAACCUGGUGGAGAAAGGCCACGCCCACGUGUCGGAGCUGAAGCGCUGGGUGAGCACGGUGGACCGCCGCUACCGAGACUUCUCCCUGCGCAUGGCCAAGUACCAGGAGACCCUGGAGAGGAGCCUCGGCGUCUCCUCCGAGGACAACAAGGACUUGGAGCUGGACAUUAUUCCCGCCAGCCUGACAGACGACCCCGAGGUCAAACUGCGUGACCCCAGCCACGAGGUCAACGAGGAGAAGAGGAAGUCUGCGCGCAAGAAAGAGUUCAUCAUGGCCGAGCUCCUGCAGACUGAGAAGACCUACGUCCGAGACCUCCAGGAAUGUCUGGAGACCUACCUGUGGGAGAUGAGCAGGGGCGGAGACGAGAUUCCGCCCGCCAUCGCCAACAAGGAGCACGUCAUCUUCGGGAACAUGCAGGAGAUCUACGACUUCCACAACAACAUUUUCCUGAAGGAGCUGGUCAACUACGAGCAGCUUCCAGAAGACGUUGGACACUGCUUCGUCACCUGGGCGGACAAGUUCCACAUCUACGUGGAUUACUGCAAGAACAAACCAGACUCCAGCCAGCUCAUCCUGGAACACGCCGGAACCUUCUUUGACGACAUCCAACAGCAGCGAGGACUGGCCAACUCCAUCUCGUCUUACCUCAUCAAGCCGGUGCAGAGGAUCACAAAGUACCAGCUCCUCCUGAAGGAGUUGCUGUCGUGCUGCGAGGAGGGCAAAGGGGAGAUCAAGGACGGUCUGGAGGUCAUGCUCAGCGUCCCCAAGCGAGCCAACGACGCCAUGCACCUGGCCAUGUUGGAAGGUUUCGAAGAGAACUUGGAGGUUCAGGGCGAGCUCAUCCUGCAGGACGGUUUCCAGGUCUGGGACCCGCGCGCCCUCAUCCGAAAGGGGCGGGACCGACACCUCUUCCUGUUUGAGCUCUCGCUGGUCUUCAGCAAGGAGUUCAAGGACUCGUCGGGCAGAACCAAGUACCAGUACAAGCAGAGACUACUGACGUCCGAGUUGGGGGUGACGGAGCACAUCGAAGGCGACCCGUGUAAAUUUGCUCUGUGGGCUGGAAGGACGCCCUCGUCUGACAACAAAACGGUGCUGAAGGCGUCCAGCGUGGAGGCCAAGCAGGAGUGGAUCAAGAACAUCAGGGAGGUGAUCCAGGAGAGGAUGACCCACCUGAAGGGGGCGCUGAAGGAGCCCGUUCAGCUGCCGAAAACGCCGGCGCUCGCCAAACCUCGAAAUAACGGCAAAAGGGAUGGAGGUGAAGACGGAGACAGCCAAGGAGACGGCACCAGCCAGCCGGACACCAUCUCCAUCGCCUCCAGAACCUCGCAGAACACGGUGGACAGCGACAAGCUCUCUGGUGGUUGUGAGCUGACCGUGGUGCUGCAGGACUUCACGGCGGGAUGCAGCAGCGAGAUUUCAGUCAGCACCGGCCAGACGGUGGAGCUGCUGGAGCGGCCCAGCGAGCGUCCCGGCUGGUGCCUGGUGCGGACCACGGAGCGCACCCCGCCCCAGGAGGGUCUGGUGCCGAGCUCGGCGCUGUGCGUGUCGCACUCGCGCUCCAGCGUGGAGAUGGACUGCUUCUUCGGCUCAGGGAAAGAGAACUACCCCGUCAGCGGCACGGACGGAAGGAGCGAGUCGGUGGCCAACCUCCAGCCGCAGCCGUCCCUCGGCUCUCUACGGUCCAACUCGCCCGGACCCAAACGCUCUGGAAACACGCUGAGGAAAUGGCUGACCAGUCCCGUCCGCCGCCUCAGUCACGGCAGCUCGGUGAAGAAGCUCCCCAACAACAAACACAAGAAGACAGGUCCCGGGUCGGGGCGAGAGGAGAGCAGGAAGGGACAAGCCGACCCCGGCCUGCAGGAUGACGUCAUUGACGAGCGCAAGGACGCCAACCUCCUCUCCAAGACGCCCUCUGGCAUGCAGAGCGGCGGCGAGGAGGAGCAGGACGAGGAGGCCCACACCCCCCUGCCUCCCCCCAUGGAGAUCAUCAAGGACCCCUCGGCCCAGGACGACAAGUCCUCGUCCUUGCUAACGUCUCUGCAGUCGUCCUCUGAGGUGCCGUGUGCCGCCGAGCUGGUUAGCGCCAUAGAAAAGCUGGUUAAAACCAAGAUGACCUUAGAACCUGGAGCCUACCCAGGAUUCACCCCGCUGUCGCCCCCAGAACAAAGCACUCCCGUGCAGCCCCGGAACCCUGAGCUGGAGCAGAGAGCCAAAGCCAUGAGGGGGCGCAUGUUUGUUCUCAACGAGCUGAUCCAGACAGAGAAGGACUACGUGAAAGACUUGGGCAUCGUGGUUGAGGGUUUCAUGAAGAGGAUCGAGGAGAAGGGCGUCCCAGAGGACAUGAAAGGAAAAGAGAAGAUUGUGUUUGGGAACAUCCACCAGAUCUCCGACUGGCACCGAGACUUCUUCGUGGGCGAGCUGGAGAAAUGUCUGGACGACCACGAGCAUCUCCCCGAGCUCUUCAUCAAACACGAGAGACGACUGCACAUGUAUGUCAUCUACUGCCAGAAUAAACCCAAGUCUGAGUUCAUUGUCGCCGAAUAUGAUACAUAUUUUGACGGCGUCCAGCAGGACAUCCAGUCCCGACUGACCAUCAGCGACUUCCUGAUCAAGCCAAUCCAAAGAAUCACCAAAUACCAGCUACUACUGAAGGAUUUCCUCAAGUACAGCUCCAAAGCCGGAAUGGACUGUGAACAAAUUGAGAAAGCCGUGGAUUUGAUGUCUCAGGUUCCCAAACUGUGCAACGACAUGAUGAACUUAGGCCGACUGCAAGGCUACGAGGGUAAGCUGACCAGUCAGGGCAAGCUCCUGCAGCAGGAGACGUUCUUCGUGACCGAGCAGGACGCCGGCGUCCUGUCGCGCUCGAAAGAACGCAGGGUUUUCCUGUUCGAGCAGAUCGUCAUCUUCAGCGAGCUUCUCCGGAAAGGCUCGUCCACGCCCGGAUACCAGUUCAAGAAGAGCAUCAAGGUGUCCUACCUGGGCCUGGAGGAGAGCGCGGAUAACGACCCGUGUAAGUUCAUCCUGUCGUCUCGCGGCUCGUCGGAGCGUUUCACGCUGCAGGCCGCCAACGUGGACAUCAAGCAGGUCUGGAUCGGGCACAUCCAGGACCUGCUGGAUGCCCAAAGCAACUUCCUGUCGGCGCUGCAGUCCCCCAUCGAGUACCAGCGGGAGCGGGGCGGGGCCAGCGCCUCGCUGACCAGAAAGCGCUCCACCGCCAGCAACCGCUCGGCCACGUCCUCCCACAGCCGGCCUUCGUCGGCGGUCGGGCCGGGCGAGAAGGAGGGCGAGAGGGGGCGGGGCCAGAUGACCGCUUCCACCUCCAACGGGGGAACGUCGUGGGAGGGCGACGGCGGCUGCAACGGCGUCUCGUCCAGCAUGCGCGUCACUCAGGACUACUCGGCGCUGAAGGAGAACGAGAUCUGCGUGAGCCAGGGCGAGACGGUGCAGGUCCUGGCCGCCAACCAGCAGAACAUGUACCUGGUCUACCGGCCCGCCGACAGCCGCUCGCCCGCCGCCGAGGGCUGGGUGCCGGGUCACGUCCUGGGCCCGCCCCCCAAGCCUUUAAAGGACUCCUCCUCCGCCACGUCCUUCCCGGCGGCGGUGGCCGACGCCGACAACAUCAAGAAGUCCCUGUCGUGGAACACGCUGCGUGCCAGGAAGCGCGCCGAAGCCAAGGAGGCGUCGACUUUGGGUGUCAGAGGUCAGGAGAACGGCCUCCUGCUGCGUAAGGCAAAAGAAAACGUGCCCCCUGUCGCCAGGGCGAAGGGCAAAGAAGUUCACACUUCCGAUGAAUCGGAUUGUGACGAUGAGCUGGACCCAAAGACAGGAAUGGAGCUUCUCAACCCAAACUUCAUCCAAGAAGUGGCUCCCGAGUUCCUGGUCCCGCUCUCGGACGUGGCGUGCGCCUUCGGGGAGACGGUGGUCCUCUGCUGCAAAGUGUGCGGGCGACCCAAACCCUCCGUCACCCUGAAAGGACCCGACCAGAACCCGGUGACCAGCAACAGCCGCUUCGCCAUCGACAUCAGGGACACGGGGGACAUCUUGUUGAAGAUCUGCAACCUGAUGCCGCAGGACACGGGCAUCUACACCUGCGUGGCCGUGAACGAGCAUGGCUCCGCCUCCUCCUCCGCCUCCAUCAAAGUGCAAGGUAUCCCAGCAGCCCCCGGGAGGCCGGUGGCCCAGGAGGCCAGCAGCACGGCCGUGAUGCUCCGCUGGCCGGCGCCGGCUUCCUCCGCCCACUGUGCGGUCAGCAGCUACGCCGUGGAGUACCGACAGGAAGACUCGUUGUUAUGGCAACAGAUGGCCAGCUGCCGGGAGGAGUGUCUUCAGAUCGAUACCCUCAUCCCCGGCGGGCACUACCAGUUCAGAGUGCGGGCUUCCAACCGCUGGGGCGUGGGCCCGCCGUCGGAACCCUCCAAUAUGGUUUCUCUGUCCAGCUGCAACACGGCUCAUGACGGAGCGGGAAUCGAAUGGAAGGAAAACUUUCAGUCCAAUUUCUCGGAGAUGGCUGAGAUCGGAAGAGGACGUUUCUCGGUGGUGAAAAAAUGUCUUAACAAAUCCACCAAGAAGGAGGUUGCUGUGAAGUUUGUGAGCAAGAAGAUGCAGAAGAAGGAGCAGGCGGCGCACGAGGCCGACAUCCUCCAGCAUGUCCACAAUCACCAGCUGGUGGCGCUGUUGGAUACCUACGAGUCACCCACGUCGCUGAUGCUGGUCCUGGAACUGCUUGAGGACGGUCGCCUCCUGGAUUACCUGGUGGCCCAUGAUGAGCUGAUGGAAGAGAAGGUGGCCUUCUUCAUGAGCGACAUUUUAGAAGCCCUGCAGCACCUUCACACCUGCAGAGUUGCACACUUGGACCUGAAGCCUGAGAACAUCAUGGUGGACCUCCACUCUCCCACCCCCUGCAUAAAGCUCAUUGACUUGGGAGACGCUGUCCAGCUGUCCGCCCACCGCCGCUACGUCCACCUGCUCCUCGGAAAUCCGGAGUUUGCGGCGCCCGAGCUCAUCUGCGGCACCCCGGUGUCCGUCGCCACCGACGUGUGGAGCGUGGGCGUCUUGGCGUACGUCAUGCUCAGCGGAGUGUCGCCAUUUCUGGACGAGUCGCCCGAGGAAACCUGCGUCAACAUUUGCCGCCUGGACUUCUGCUUCCCGGAUGACUACUUCCAGGGUGUGAGCCAGGCGGCGAGGGAUUUCGUGACGGCGGCGCUCCAGCAGGAUCCAAGGAAGAGGCCGAGCGCUACUUCCUGCCUGCAGCAUCCGUGGGUGGGUCGCGGGGGCGCGCACGGCGGAGACUACUCCAAGACGCCUCUGGACACGACGCGUUUGGCGAUGUUUAUCGACCGAAGGAGACAGCUGCACGACAUUCGCCCCAUAACCAACAUCAAGGGACUGGUGAGCAUCGGUAUGGGGAACUCACUGUGACAAGCUCUCAAUGGAAGCCCACCAGAUUUUGGAGGUGGUGUGAUCCUGGAUCUGGCCCCUGUGCCCAGCCUUCCCCGAUACCUCUGAUCCUGUAACUGAGGUCCCUGCAGUCCAAAGAUGUUAGCCUUUAGUUUCAAAGACACUGUGAGGGAUCAUGGACCAAAGAAGUGACUUUGGUCUCUGGUCCUUGGUUCCCAGACUUAUUUUGCAGCGCCCCCUUUUGGAGAUGAAAUUACUUUCAGCUCGGCAGUACCUGGGUGGUUUGCUGCCAAUGGAGCAGGGGAUCUUCAUCCUCAGGUCCUUCAACUCAGCCAGUUAUUUCAAGGACUGAACAGACUGUCUCUCGGCCACACUUGGAUCAGACCCAAUGAAUCCACUGUCCCAGUCUGAGGACGCCAUUGAAAAGAAACGGGGUGAUCCUUGUCGCUGGCAAACAGGACUGCUUUGCCUAAAGACGACGGUAUUGUUGCCCAGGGACCAGCCUUUGGUAGACUUGAGUCCUGUGGCAUCUACCCUAUCUGGGAAUGUAGGUACUCAAGGAAGGACAAGAGCUUUGUCUCCUGUCCUAGAAACUUCUGGUGCAACUUGGGCAGCACUUCCUUGGUCUUCCCCAAGGCACCUUGAACGGCAGGAACUAAGGGAAAGGGGUGAUGUCUCUGGUCCUUAAGUCUGAACAGCUGUUUUACCAAAGGACAACUGGGGACAACAUGUGGGACGAGGUUAUGGCACUGAUGGAGCUUUGGUGGUCUUCUGUCAUACGGAAUGAUGCCCAUCUGAGGAGAAGGUUCCUAGGACGAAAGGACCAAGUGCAUUGUGGUCGUUUCUUGUCCUUGGAUCUGCUGAGCAAUUUGCUUCUGUACACUUGAAAUGUGCUUAGAUCGAUGAUCGCCGUCUCUGGUCCUUAACACUGACCAUCUAAGAACCUGCUCAGGUAUUCGACCCAUACUGAUGAGGCCUCAGUAGUGAACGGUCCAUCGGACCCAGACCCAUCUGAGGACAAUUUCCCAUUCAAAACGAAAACAUUCUUGAAAAUAGUCUGUAUUGUUUUGGUAAAACCCUUGUUUACAUGACAUACGUAUAGAGUACUGGUCACCUUGGAAUUGGUAGAUGUCCUCCUCCGUCUCCUUUUAGGGGGUCCAACCAGGCCCAACAAAAGCCGCCCAACAAUCUUCAGACAGUCCGGGAACACGGUACUCUUAGUACAAACUGCGCUAAAAGAUAGCAAAAAAAUGGCAGACAAAAGACUUAGCCAAGCAGCUAAUCCCAGUCGUCUUCUUACUAGCUUUAGCGGUGCUAACAUCAGCUUUGGCUGCUAACCAGGAGCUUUUGUUUGGAAAUCAUCUGACUUAUUUUCAGUUUUAUUAGGAACCUGUUUUAAUUUUGUGUUUGUAACAUGAUUGUCAUCUCAAAAUGGGCCAAAAAAAAGUGGUUAAAUGGUCUAUCGGUCACAGACCAAGGUGGCUAGGUCCAGCUACUUGGUGGUCCACGUUGGCUAUUACACGGCUUUGACACUGACAGGAUUUGAGGAGGUGCUAGCUCUUGUGGGCACGGUCCACCUUCGCUAUUAAAGAGUCCCUGACGUGGACUUAAGAGAUGAAGAUUGGUGGUGUUCAAAAAUGGCUUUGGGAAAUGGAACAACGGAGAACAUCAUAACAAACGUCAUGAAGGACUUGAUCCUCAACACGAGCGCUGAAUGCCGACUGGACUCCGCUCAAAUGCGCAGAACCCUUUACCCAAUAUCCAAGGACAUGAAGCGAUCUUUCAGUUCCCAAAGGGAGCACGGACUGGUCCAUUCCGGUCUACAGGAUGAACUGGAUUAAUUGACACACAUUCCCAGACUUCAGUGAAGACUGGAAGGCCACCAAGGAGACUUAGCCUAGCUUGUAUCAUGUUUACACUUCCACCAAAAGCUGUGGUGUCUUAGCUAGAACUUUCCAGUAGAAUCAGGGACGCCGUGCAUGUAAAUCUCUUCCCAGGACCACAUCAACGUGUCCCAUCGUUGGUCUGCGUUUGCGAUCAUUGAAUGUACUUGCUUGUAAGAAUGUGUCUUUCACGGAAUGAAGUGUGUAGUGCUUCACGUAGAAGGCGACGGGUGCUGGGACGGUCCAGGUCCGCACAGGAAGGAUGUUUACCGUAUUUUGUACUCGGGCAUUUACUCGAUGAUUUUAUGUUGACGCUAAAGCGAUGAUGGCUUUGUGCUGUGAGCGUUCAAAUUAGUGUCUCUGCAUCCCGCCGCCAUCUUGUUUUUACUAAUAAAAACCUUGCUUAUUUACAUUGACAUCUGUCUGCUU
This is a messenger RNA of Doryrhamphus excisus (bluestripe pipefish), 11536 nucleotides long. RefSeq names its product kalirin RhoGEF kinase a (gene kalrna). Gene Ontology annotation, molecular function: guanyl-nucleotide exchange factor activity; protein binding; protein kinase activity. Lineage: Eukaryota; Metazoa; Chordata; Actinopteri; Syngnathiformes; Syngnathidae. The record is from RefSeq and is a predicted model, not a curated record. Gene Ontology annotation, cellular component: cytoplasm; extrinsic component of membrane. Gene Ontology annotation, biological process: protein phosphorylation; axon guidance.